Messenger RNA from Mizuhopecten yessoensis (Yesso scallop), 4232 nucleotides. RefSeq names its product myb-binding protein 1A-like protein. The record is from RefSeq and is a predicted model, not a curated record. Bases 95 to 3733 code for a protein of 1212 amino acids. Lineage: Eukaryota; Metazoa; Mollusca; Bivalvia; Pectinida; Pectinidae. Gene Ontology annotation, cellular component: nucleolus. The transcript has 36 exons. Gene Ontology annotation, biological process: regulation of DNA-templated transcription. Gene Ontology annotation, molecular function: transcription corepressor activity; transcription factor binding; sequence-specific DNA binding.
UGAAGCUGUAAUUCAACGAUGUAAAAAUAUACACGUGCUUUUAAAAAUCAGCACUAGACCUUAUUCUAAAAAUUCGAAAGAAGAAGGCCUGAAAAUGAACGACCGAAAUGACGAUUUAAUGAAAUUUUUCUGGAAAUUAGCUGAAUAUGAUGAAAAUUGCACAGUGAAAACUACAAAACAGCUAUUGAGAAAGUUGGAAGAUUCACAAAAGGACUACGACUCGGUGGGAAAGGAUUUGAAAUACACACUGCGAAGACUUGUGAAGGGUGUAUCCUCCAACCGAAACUGUGCCCGACAAGGUUUCUCUGUGGCACUGUGUCAGAUUUUGCGGAAAUUUACUGUCAUCAGUCCAGAAAAGGUGCUAGCCUCAGUAACCAAACAUCUCCAGCUGUCAAAGCAGGAUGGCAAAGCUGAUACUGGAAGUAUCCUCCUAGGGAGAGCGAUGGUGUACAUGGCUCUGAUCCAGUCGGGGAGACUGGCACAGGGUUCUGCUGAAUGCAUUAAAACAGUGGCUGGUCAUCUUCAAGACAUGAAAAGAAAACGUUCCUAUCUCCAACAGAUCUGUAUUGGUGCCAUUAUUCAACUCAUAGCCCAGGUUGAUACCGAGAAGUUCCAGGAAUGUGUGCUGCCAUGUAUACAGAAAGAGCUGAUGCAGGGCUGGGACAAGUGUUCUCCAGAUUCCCUACUGCUGUUACUGGUGUGUCGCAAAAAAUACAAGAAUCUGAUUGGAAAAUCGUUUCUCAAAGAGCAUUGGAGUCGACCCAAAAUCAUCACAGAGAAAAACUUUGAUAACAUAUGGCGUGUUGUGUUAAAAUCAUCGGAGACUUACCCUGUGAUACAUCCAGUCACUCCAGAGGUCAUAGAGCAUUUUGUGAAGUCAGAUGUGUCAGUAGCCGACUUCUGGUCUCGUGGAGUCAAUCUGCUAUUCUGUAGUAACCACACACGCUCCACCAAUCUGGGACUUCAUAUACUCGGUGAAAUAAUUCCACACAUCGUGACACCAGGGGAGGCCGAGUCUGUGUGGUGUCCGACAGUCCUGUCCGUACUGGUUCGACAUAUAGACAAGAAACUCAACAAGGAUAACCCUGUACAUGCUAUGGCCAGCAAGGUGACCAACAGUUUGGUAACAUAUCUCCAGAAGUGUGGCGAUGGUAAGAUACAACAUGCAGUGCUGACAAAACUGUUUGAUCUGAAGGGUGAGAGAGUAAGCACAGAUAUGAGCCGAGUGAUUGAGAGGAUCACACUAAGUUUGACAUCAGAUGGAGCUGAGCGUUAUGGAAAUUUCUUAAUGAAAUACUUUGCUGACACUAUUGAAAGGAGGGAUAACCAAGAAGAGCAAUGGUCAAGGAAGGUCAUAGUUCGAAUGAAGGACGUCAUUUCUGAAGUGCGGAAUCUAGUCACUCUAAACAGUACUUGUACUGAUCAUGACCGUCAGCUACAUCUGUUACAGUUUCUAGCCGUACACUCGUUCUGGGUUGUGAGCAGACGUACGGAGGUAGUCCAUUGUACACGGACCAACAGAAGUAUAGAUAAUGUAAUGAGGAAACAUAUACAGGAUAACUUCUUCAAAGCCCUUAACAAUCUUCUUGUCUAUAAAACAGAGAAGUCAAAAUCUACCUCUGUGAUUGCGUAUAUACACACAGGACAACGGCUGAUACAGUAUAUGCAGACAUUGAUGAAGAGUGAUAAUGCUGCUAUAUGCCUGGUUAUGGAGCAACAAGAUAAGAUACCUCGGGAGUGGAAGGCAGAUUGGAACAAGGUGCUGGAAACUAUGGAGUCUGUUCAAACUAAGCACAUUCCGGAUGAUUCUGACAAGAUGACCACCGGACAUGCCUUUUUGUUACUGCUGUUUUAUAACAUCACCCAGCUGCUGGUCGACCCCGCUACUGCCUCCAGUCACCUAGAGGAUGUGUAUGGAUGUCUGCAGAACGCCUUCAAGUCCAAACGAAAAUCUGUUUCUCAAAAGUCUGCCGAAGAACCGGAGUGGAUAGAAGUGAUGACAGAGGUUCUGAUCAGUAUGAUGUCACAGGGGUCAGUGCUGGCCAGAACUACAGCUACAGAUGUGUACAUGGCUAUUGCUGACCACUUAACACCAGCCUCUGUCCAGCUCAUUGUUGAUGUUCUAAUGGCAGAUGACAAGGAAGGUAGUGAUGGCCCAGUAAGCUUUGAGGAUGAUGAGCAGGACGAUGAGAUGGAAGGUGUCGAAGAGGAAGAUGCGAUAGAAGGGGGAAAUGGAGAAGUAGAGGAGGAAUCUGAGUCGAGUGAGUCUGAGGAGGAGGAGGAGGAGGAGGAAGAGGAGGAAGAGGCCGUGAACGAGGAGUUCCGUCAGAAGUUGAGGUCAGCAUUGGGACCAGCCGCUGAUGUAGAGGAAAGUGAUGACGAGGAGUUAGAAGACAUGAGUGACAGUGAAAUGUUUAAGCUGGAUCAUGUGAUUGCGGCGGCCUUCAAGGGAAUGAGGCAGGCUAAAGCAAAGGAGAAGAAUGAUAACAAGAAACAAAUGCUGGCCUUCAAAAUACGCUUACUGGAUUUGCUGAUGGUGCUAGCCAAAGAGAAAAUGUCUGCUGAUGUUGUCAUGGAAUUGAACCUACCUUUACUUGAGCUGAUGUUGAAUGGAGAGAAAAAGAAAGAAGAAAGAGCGCUUGGGCAGCAUGCUCAGAAACUAUCACAAUUAAUGUACAGACAAGGAAAGGAGCUGCACGAUGGUGAUCUUGACAAAGAGGCCUGCACAGAACGCAUCAUGGACAUCAUACAUUUCUCUACACGACCCAUACUGAGCCAGUCUCUUGUCAACUCGGUUUCCGAUGCCUGUCUACUUGUAAUCCUGUUAUAUAUGAACGUGGGUGCUGCCACUGGAGAACCAUCACCAGUCAGGACUCGGUCACGUAAUGGGCCCAAGAAGGACCAGCCUAAGAAGGACCAUACUGACACCCCAAAGGUGAGACAUGAUGAAGUAAUGGAGAUUAUCAAAGAUAACCUCGACCAAUGCCUUCACGGACGAUCAAUUAAGGACAAAACCGGCAGAGACUUGCACUUGAAUCCAUCACUGUUCCUGAAUAUGUUCACAAAAUAUCCUGUCCUGUUCUGGGAUGUGACUAGCUCUCUGGUAAAGGUUUAUCAGGACAACAGCAUCAAAGUUUACAAUAAGACGCAGGCCAGUGCAAUGUUGGCGAAUAUGCUGAAUAAAGAUGUGGUGGAGAAGAUAGGUGAGGACGUUUGGACGACGUUUGCUACAUCAACGUUUGCCACACUUACAGAGGUCAUAUGUAAUACAACAAAGGAGAACUACUUCGCCAAGCUGAUGCACAACAUGCUACAAAUCCUCAGCAAGAUCUCCUCGCUGUCAGGCACAGCUCAGGGCUGUAUGUUGUCUGCAGAAGCCCAGACAAGGUUGACUGAUCUACUUCCACGAUGCAGCAAAGAGAAUCGUCGCCUUGCCCGUGCAUUGCUGAAGAAGGCUAAUCCAGAGUUUGAAGUGGAUAGCCGUGAAAAGAAUGAGGGAAAGAAACAGAAGAAGAGAAAAAUGAAGGAAAAUAAUGAAAGUUCACCAGAAAAGAUGAAGAAACCAAAUGACAGUGAAUUAAAAGAAGAAAAUGGAAAUUCACCAAAACUAAAUGAACUGAAAGAGUUAAAUGGAAACUCACCUAAAAAGGUGAAGAAACCUAAGAAGACGAAAACAAAAGGAGAGGAUGGAAAAUCACUGAAAAAGUCCAAAACGAUGGAUGUAUCAAGCUGAUGUGAGAACCUUGAAUUAGUCCGACAUUAGAACAGAUGUAGUGGCAGCCUCAGGUUGUGACCUGGUGUUAAUUUGUAACAUGACACAAAUGUAUUCAAGGGCUGAAGACAUGCUCUUGUGAGAAUUGAUUGUAAAAUAGAUGUAUGCAAGGGCUGAAGACAUGCUCUUGUGAGAAUUGAUUGUAAAAUAAAUGUAUGCAAGGGCUGAAGACACGCUCCCGUGAGAAUUGGUUGUAAAAUAAAUGUAUGCAAGGGCUGAAGACAUGCUCUUGUGAGAAUUAAAGGGCCAAGGGGAGGGUAUACUCAUGUGCAGAUUGAACUGUAAAUCAAAUACAUUAAAGACUGAGGUCAUGACCUUAUCAGACACCUAUUGAUUGACAAGGUUAAUAUUUACUUUUCAGUAGAUUUUAACUAAAGGGUCGAUGUCACUCUAGAUUGUAUAUUUGAGAUACUGUGUAGCAUCAUCUACACAGUAAAUUAUAAAUAGGAAAGAAAGAGAA